This is a messenger RNA of Cylicostephanus goldi, 309 nucleotides long. Lineage: Eukaryota; Metazoa; Nematoda; Chromadorea; Rhabditida; Strongylidae. The record is from the annotation of a GenBank genome assembly.
GUUCCUGCUCCUGCUCUGGCGGUGAGUGUUCGUGUGUGGAUAGCGAAAACGAGAAGAAUGAUCAUGAUAAGUCAUCGGAUGGUUCCCGCAUCAAAGUGCAUAAAUCUUCGCGUCAACGAGAUCUGUCGAGGGAUCGCAAACGAAGUCGAAGUCGUUCUCGAGACAAAGCCAGAGAUCGAAGACGGUUGGUUUUCUUACAUAGCGCUUGACCUUAGUGGUUACAUUGUCCUCGUUUUAGAAGCAGAUCUCGUGACCGACGCAGGUGAUCAGGCAAGUGGGGAACUUUGUCAGGAAUUGACCCUCUGCUGA